Molecule: messenger RNA, 1497 nt
Organism: Macrosiphum euphorbiae (potato aphid)
Lineage: Eukaryota; Metazoa; Arthropoda; Insecta; Hemiptera; Aphididae
Source: the annotation of a GenBank genome assembly
AUGGAACAAUUAAGAUCUAAAUUAGAAGAAGUUGUUAUUUAUUUAAAACCUUAUUUACCUAUUGCCAAUAGCCAUGUAGUUAAUUUUAUUACUCAUAACUUUUGGGAAACUAUAAUACCUAGUGAUAUACGGGAAGAAAUUGAUUUAAAAGGUACAGACUUUGUGUUUUCAAAUUUUUGGUCUGAAAAUCAAAUUCCUGAUUCUCUUACACAUUUUGUUGCUUCUACAAAAUAUAAUAACUUAAAUUCUUAUCCAAGUAGUUGUUAUAUGAAAUUAGACGAUGCAUAUAAUGUACUUAAAUCUUGGGGUUAUAAGCCUAUGAAUAAAUCACUUAAUUUAAAAGAAUUUAUGGGUGCUAAGAAAAUGCAUGAAGUAGAAGUUAUGGCCAAAUUAGUGGCAAAUUUUUCCAAGUAUGCUGGUACGGACGUUAUAGUUGAUAUUGGAGGUGGAAAGGGAUAUUUAAGUUCCCUCUUAGCUUUAGCUUACAAUUUCAAUGUGCUUGGGAUUGAUUCACAAUCAAUCAAUUCUGAAGGCGCUAGAAAUCGAACAAUCAAAUUUGAGAAAUAUUGGCAGUCCAUUAAAAAAAAAUCAAACAACUUUCCUGAAGAAAAACCAACGCCUCCAAUAAUAAAAGAAAAACUUGAUACCUAUGAAGAAUAUUAUGAAAAAUACAGCAGAAAAUCAGCUGUGCUGGGUAGUACCUAUAAACAAAUUACAGAAUAUGUUACUGAGAAUACCAACAUUGCACAUUUAGCUCAAACUGAAUUUAAAGUAAAUAACAAAGAAGAGUUUACUUUAAUUGGACUACAUACGUGUGGUUCUUUAGGUACUACAUGUUUAAAGUUAUUUACUGAACCUAAAAAUAAUUUAAAACUUUUGAUGAAUGUUGGCUGUUGUUAUCAUUUAAUUGAAGAAGAAUUCACCAAUGAUCCAUUUUGGGAUGAUAUUGAAAAUGAAUUAAAUAAAAAUGAAUCUUAUGGUUUUCCUGUAAGUAAUUGUCUAAGAGAAAAAAAAUUUCAACUUGGACGUGAUGCUAGAAUGUGUGCAUCUCAAUCGCCAGAUAAAUUUUUUAAUUCUAAAGACAUAAUAAAUUCAACAAAACCACUAUUCUACAGAGCCUUAUUACAAGUUUAUUUAGUACAAGAACUUGGGUAUAAGAAUAUUAGUAGAUGUCAUGUUGGACGAUUAGCACAUAAAUGUUUGACUUUUAAUGAAUAUGUGCAUAAAGCUGUGAAACGAUUACAAUUAAAUAUAGAGAUUGAUAAUGAAAAAAUAAAUGCAUUUUAUGAUAAAUAUCUGAUUGAAUAUGAACGAUUAAAAGUAUUUUUUAUUUUAAAACAAGCAUUAGCUCAAGUUAUUGAAGGUCUCAUAAUAAUGGAUAGAUUACUGUACCUCCAUGAGCAGGGAAUUAAUGAAGCUUUUGUCGCCAAACUUUUUGAUCCGUUAUUGUCUCCUAGAAAUCAUGCAAUUAUUGCAUUAAAAAAAAACUUAACUUAA